UUACCAAACCUCAUUUAGCUGCUUCCUAGUUCUUUUCAAGUGGCCAGUGAUUCAAAUCCUACCUUUUGUAGUUUAUUGCUUUUUGUUUCAGGAGUCCUUCAAAGUUCAAAGACUUGUUCUUUGAUUGAUUUGAUUAGUCUCUGAAAAUGAAACUGCAGGGUCACACAUUGCUGCAAAGAGCAGCACUAACUACUUUUCCUUUCAAUUUCACCUCUAAUGGCACCACCACAACCCUAACCCUCUCUGGCUUUCGAUGCCACCAAAGUCUUCCUCAUAAACGCCUCAGAUUCAUUCCCACUUACACCAACACGGGACCCUCGCCACGUGUUGAUGUCAAUAACAACCAGUUACAACAAGAAGAGCAAGAUGAUCUAGAGGCCUGCGUUGAGAAGAUUAUAUAUAGAUGCCGCUUCUUGGCUACUUUUGGAGUCUUUGGUUAUUUAAUUGUGGAAAUUAAUCGUGAAUCGGGUGAUGACAUUUUGUACUAUUUAAAGAAUUUCAUUUUUGUUGUUAGUUGGUAGAGGACAAGCAUAGAAUUUAUUAUAUAUAACGUGACUUGUAAUUUUGAACUCUUAAAUUCCUUCCGUUCUUUUAUCCAUAUAAAAAGAGUUCUCUAGUGUUUUCUUU
This is a messenger RNA of Arachis ipaensis, 627 nucleotides long. Lineage: Eukaryota; Viridiplantae; Streptophyta; Magnoliopsida; Fabales; Fabaceae. The record is from RefSeq and is a predicted model, not a curated record.